Messenger RNA from Eimeria necatrix, 387 nucleotides. Its product is annotated as vacuolar ATP synthase subunit G1, putative. Gene Ontology annotation, cellular component: vacuolar proton-transporting V-type ATPase complex. Gene Ontology annotation, molecular function: proton-transporting ATPase activity, rotational mechanism. The record is from RefSeq and is a predicted model, not a curated record. Lineage: Eukaryota; Apicomplexa; Conoidasida; Eucoccidiorida; Eimeriidae. Gene Ontology annotation, biological process: proton transmembrane transport. The transcript has 3 exons. The coding region runs from base 1 to 387 and encodes 128 amino acids.
AUGAAGACUUCCAACGCGCUGAUUCAACAAUUGCUGAGGGCGGAGGAGGAAGCCGAGCAGAUAGUACACAAAGCAAGAGAAAACCGCAUAAAGAUGCUGAAGGAUGCUCGUGCCUCAGCGGAGGAGGAGCUCAGGGCCUUUCGCCUUAAGGAGGAAGAAAGAUUCAAGGUCGAAGUAGAACAGCGCCUGGGUCAGGAUGACUCCCUGACAAACGAACUCGCAGAUAGGACAAAAGCGGAGAUUGAAAUUAUCAAAAAGGACUACGUGGCAAACAAGGACGGAGUACUUGAUUUCAUCAGCCGCAAAGUCUUAGACGUAGACAUUGUUAUCGGCGCUAAAAAGGUUGCCAUUCUGCGUAAUUACGCGGAGCGUGGAGUCGAUCCAUGA